UUGAAUUUCAGCGCGUGCAUUUUUUUUAUACAAUAUAUUAAUUAUUAAAAUCGAAGAAAAUCAAAAUAAGGAAGUGGUGCAACGAGAGAAGCUGCGAGAAAAAAAAAUCUUCCGUCUCUCUGUGCUUUUGGCUGUUUCUUCCCUCGUGUACGCGCGUCUCGUCGUCGAUUGUCGCGCGCGUGUGUGAAAAAAGAGCUGUGGCGGCCCCAAGGCGAAGCGACGCAGCUUAGCCAGCCCCCGCAUCGAGGAGUGCAGUGGACAUGAUUAUUUCAAAGGAUCUCUUCCUCCUCGGCGACCAAGACUACCUGCGCCUUCCCAGCAACGAGAAGCGCCAGCAGCAGCGGACAAUGGGACGGCCGAUCAUCAAUCCUCCCAGAGUGGAAAGCUCGGCGUUACAGUUGGCGUGUCCGCUGGACUCGCGCCCGGUCCAAUUGGUCUUCCGCAAUCUGCAAGUGGUCAAGGAGAAGCGCUCGCUGCUGCGCGACGUCUCGGGCGUCGUCAAGCCCGGCGAGCUACUGGCCGUCAUGGGACCGUCGGGCUGCGGCAAGUCGACCCUCCUCAACUGCCUGUCGGGCAGGAUAGGCCACGACAGCGGCGAGAUCUGGAUGAAUCGCGAGCGACUGACCAAGCGCUGGCGCCGGCGCAUCUGCUACGUGCAGCAGCAGGACGUCUUCUUUCCGGAUCUCACCCUGAGGCAGACGCUCGAGUACCAGGCGCGCCUCAGGCUUCCGGAUACACUUUCUCAUUCGCAGAAGAUGCAAUGCGUCGAUCAUAUAAUCGAGGUCCUCGAUCUUGGUGCUUGUCAGGAUACCAUCGUUGGAGAUUACACGAAACGAGGUCUGUCGGGUGGCGAGAAAAAACGAACGAGCAUAGCCUGCGAGCUGCUUACGAAUCCGUCGUUGAUGCUCCUCGACGAACCGACGAGCGGCCUGGACUCGCAUUCCGCCCAGGCGCUGAUAUCCCGACUGAAGAAGUACGCCGAGCAGGAGGGCAAGAGCAUCGUCGUCACGGUGCACCAGCCGAGCUCUCGAAUGUUUCACAGCUUCAACAAGCUGCUGCUGCUGAGUCGCGGCCAGGUGGCCUAUUACGGCUCGACGGCCAACAUCGGCCGCUUCUUCUCCACCAUCGGCCUCAAUCUCCUGCCACAUUACAAUCCUGCCGAUCUUAUACUGGAACAGAUAAAGGGCCCGGAGGAGGUGAGGGAUCGGAUCGUGGCGGCGGCGCGGGCCGCCCGCCAGGGACCCGACUGCCCGCCGGAACUGCGCCCGGAUUACAAUCCAAGCCAGACCCAGCUCUGCGAGCAUCUCAUCCAUUAUCACGAGCAUCACAUCACCAAUAAUGUCAAGGAAGACGAGGGACGCACACUGUGGCUGGACACGCAGAGCCACGCCAGCAGUAACGCCAGCUCGGCCGACGACGACUACAGCUGGCAGUGGCCCACGAGCUUCUGGUCCCAAUUCAAAGUAUUAUCGGAGAGAAAUUUCCAGGAGGCGAGGCCGCGAAUGCUGUCGCGCCUCAACUGGCUGCAGACGAUCGCGCUGGGCCUGCUCGCUGGUCUGCUCUGGUUCCGGCUGCCGCGCACCGAGGCCUCCCUCCACGACAUACAGGGCUGGAUGUUCUUCAGCACGACCUACUGGAUGCUGUUCGCGCACUUCGGCGCCCUCUCGAGCUUUCCACCGGAGCGCGAGGUGAUCAACAAGGAGCGGCUGUCGGGCUCGUAUCGGCUGUCGGCCUACUACAUGGCCAAGAUGGUCGGCGAGCUGCCGCUCACCAUCACCCUGCCCGCCGUCUACCACAUGAUCAGCUAUCCGAUGCUCGGCUUCCAGAGCAUGGGCGUGUUUCUCACUCUGCUCGGCUUCCUGCUGCUCAAUACCGUCGUGGCUCAGAGCGUGGGCUUCUUCGUGGGCGCCUGCUGUCUGGAUCUGCAGGUGAGCAUAACGGCCUCGGCGCUCUACACGCUGGCGACGCAGCUGCUGGGCGGCUAUCUGGCCACGGCGGUGCCACCCUGGCUGGCCUGGGCGCGCUACGCCAGCAUGGUACACUACGCCUAUCAGAACAUGCAGAUACUCGAGUUCGGCGUCGGCGGGCCCGUACUGUGCUCGCAGCCGAGCAAGUUCGCCGAGUGCAAGAACGGCACGACGAUACGCGUCGAGUCGAUCCUGGAGGCGCAGGGCGGCGCCAGCGGCCAGGGACUGCCACUCUGGGCCAACACGGCGGUGCUGCUGGCCUUCCUGAUCGUGUUCAGGACGAUGGGUUACCUCGUGCUUCGCUACUAUCGCGUACCAAAGUGAAGCCGCUUUUAAAAUUAUACAUAUAAAUAUAUACAUAUUUUACUUGUUUUUUUUUUUUCACUCACUCCAUUAGCCAAGUAAGCUCGGCGUACAAGUUUGUGUGAUCUGUGUGUAUGAUUAUUAUUACGAUGAUGUGUGUGUAUGUGUGGCAAGCUGGUGUAACUGAAUGAUAUUGUGUGCUGUGUAGAAAUUAUGUGUUUUUUUUUCUUCGUUAUUUCUGUUUUUUUUUCAAUUCUACGCUCCACGAUAAUGAAAAAGAAAAAAAAAACAAUAAUAAUGCCACGACCAUUUCUGUGUAUGAGUGUGUAUACGCGUGUCUGUGUGAUUUUUUACUGUCGAAAGAAUUAUACCAAGCGAUAUUUUGCACGUACAUCAUAGAUAAAGUCCGUGCAAAAAUAUACGCCAAGAGAGAGACUAAUCACAAUUUACCCUUCUGUUUUUAAACUUUGUUCACGAAUCAUGAUAAUUCGUCAUUUUUUUUUUUAUUAUUACAUAUUUAUUAUAUUUGCUACCUUAUACUAGAUUAUUAUCUUGGCUACAUAUUGUCAAACAUUAUUAUCACCGAUAUUUAUUAUUAUUACGAUUACUGCUACGAUUUAUCAUCAUGAUUAUUACUAUGCGUCUACGUUAUUUAUGAUUACUCUCAUUAUGAUUAUUAGUUAUUUUUGUGACACGAAAUAUUAUUCACUCUUACUGUUGAUAGGUAAGCGAAUUGCGGUUAAUGUCUAAGACGCGAGGAGAAGGAAAAAUAAAAAUAAAAAAUAAUCAAGCGCUUGAUACGAUUGUCAAUGCUCGCCAAGUGGCAGCGAUGCGUACGCGUGUGUACGACGACGCACGAUACUAUUUCGACUAUUAUUAAUAAUAUACAUACACAAACAUACAUUUCUCAUUUUCUCUCUUUCUCGAAUUCGUUGACGAAAGGAGAGAAAUUUUUAUACGCACAUCGGACAACACUAUUGAUACGAGCGUCACGACGCGCGUGUCUCGGCUGUGUGGGCGGCAUUGGCGAUCGGUUCUUCUUUUUCUUUUUCUUUCUUUCGAUUUUUUUUUUUUUUCGUCUAUUGUAAGUGAUUUUGUAUGAUAGCAAUACAGUGUUAAGCGAGACUAAGAGACUUGGCGGACAAGACUAUAUUGUAAAAAUUUUUUACCAAGCAUAUAUUAUAUAAAUUAUAUAUAAAUUAUAUAAAAAAGUUAGCUCGUAAGAAUUGUAAUGUACGAUUGCGUAUAUAUAUAAGAUAUAUAUGAUGAAUAUUAUAAAUAUAUUGUAAGCGUAGGAAAAAAACGAAGGUAUGUGAGAGAGUGUACAAUUGCGGUAAGUCGAUUUAUAAAUACCGUUGCAUUUUAGACUAAACGAGAUGCGUGAAUCGAAAUUUAUGUCAUCUCGCGACUUUUUUAUAGUAAAAAUAAUUCAUAAAAGAAAUAAUUAUUAUUAUUAUCAAAUGCGUUAAAUGAUAUAUAAUUGAUAAGCGAGCGCAGGAAAAAUAAAGGUAAAAAAAAAAUAACAAAAACUUUAAGUAUGCGUUAUUGGAGAACUGAGAAAGUUCGAUUUUUACAAAAUUAAAGACUAAAAAAUAUAGAGGCUUUCACGGUUUGAAAUUUUCGAUUAUAAUUAUUAAUAUAUUAUAAAUAUAAAAUGUUGACGAAUACACAGACGGAGGCGAUUCCGCGCACAGCUCUUAUAUCAAUAUAAGCUAAGUCUUGAAUCACGAACGUGAAACAAACCGAUAGCGAUGUAUAAAUAAUGACAAGUAGAUUUCGAUAAAACGAUCCUAUUUAUACCUUUUUUUUAUAAAUACGCGCGCAGAUUUUUAUACAAAGAAAUGAAAGAAAAAAAACACACACGUGCGAUUCGAAGGUUUUAUAUGAUACAAUCGAAGUAACAUGAUUGAAAACGAUCGUUUUGUAUAAUUUUCGUUUGUUCAAUCGCGGAUUAUCGAUGAAAACCCCAAAACUUUAUGCUGUAAGAGUUUUUUUUUAUAUAUAUGAAUAAUAGGCGAUGCGGUACCGAUUAGAUCCGUCGUUAAUUUGCAAUUAAUAAAAUAUACCCUUUCUUUUUCUAUGAUAAUUUUAUACUUGAAUACUUUCUUAUUUUUAAAUGUAAUGAAACGCGCGUACACGUUAGCAUGUAGUUGUUGUCAUUGUCAUUUAAACGUAUAUACUCAUAAGUAACACUCACACAACACACACCCUUCACACGUACAGAUACACACGAACACAAUUGACAGAGAAAAAAAGGAAAAUUUUUCUUACCCUUGCGACAAGGUGAAAAAAAUGUAAAGAAAAAAAGUAAACCACCAAUACUGCCAUGUAAACUUUAGGAAAAUUACGCUAAGAUGCGCGUGUGUGUCUGUGUAAGCAUUGUACGUGGGUCAGCGCGAUGAUCGAGAACAAAAAAGCGUCUAGAUGUGCACGAAGCAUCGUAUAGAAAAAAUUUUGUGAAAUAUCACGGCACAAUUCGAACGUUGAACGUUCAGAAGUGGGCUAUCACAAUAAGAUGCGAAAAAUUUUGUCCGAUCGGAAAAAUAAAUUUUGUCGUGACACGGACAGGGUUGGAGAAAUUGAACGACUCAUUGGACAUACGCUGCUUUUUAAUCGUACGCUCGGCUCUCGCGCUGUCGAGCACGUACACCCGCGUGCACAAACACACAUAAA
This is a messenger RNA of Trichogramma pretiosum, 4943 nucleotides long. It is a transcript of the gene E23, whose product is annotated as ABC transporter G family member 14. Lineage: Eukaryota; Metazoa; Arthropoda; Insecta; Hymenoptera; Trichogrammatidae. The coding region runs from base 261 to 2291 and encodes 676 amino acids. The transcript has 11 exons. Gene Ontology annotation, cellular component: plasma membrane. Gene Ontology annotation, molecular function: ABC-type transporter activity; ATP hydrolysis activity; ATP binding. The record is from RefSeq and is a predicted model, not a curated record.